Bradysia coprophila is the source of this 1176-nucleotide messenger RNA. RefSeq names its product Translin associated factor X (gene Trax). Gene Ontology annotation, molecular function: sequence-specific DNA binding. NCBI's taxonomy places the organism in Eukaryota, Metazoa, Arthropoda, Insecta, Diptera, Sciaridae. The record is from RefSeq and is a predicted model, not a curated record.
CUGUUAGCGUCCAGUAACGUGAUAAAUAUAAUUCAAAGAAACUGGCAACCUGGCUCCAAAAGAAGGAAAUGGAAAGUCCAAAGAUUUUAAAUUACAGCCGCUCAACACUGACUGUCGUGUAAAUACUUACUGACCUUCAAACAUUCGAUGGCAACACUGGCAAUAUUUUCUUUUGUUUAUUAUUUCGUCUGGCAUUUCAUACGGUACCGGUGUCUUGAGAGGACUGAUGUUAAUCGAUUUUGUUUACAAACUUUUACGCCGAAUUUCACCGUAAAAUUGAGUCGAAAAUGAGUCGCAACAAACGGAAUUUCAACCGAAAGGAGACGAAAACUUUCGAUGAAACGAAUCCGGUGAUGGCAAUUUUCAAACAAUGCUCAAAGGAAUUGGACGACAAACAGGAUCGCUACGAGAAAAUCGUCAAAUUUGGCCGGGACAUAACGAUCGAAAGCAAACGGAUCAUCUUUCUACUGCACACUGCGACCAACAAAAAUGCGAACAAUGAACCCAUUUUGAAUGAGGCACACGCACGUCUGUUGACGCUUUGUGAGACACAUUUCGCCAAUAUAGCCAGAGAGCUGCGUGGCCUCGACCCGUAUCAGUACACCAGAGCCUACUCUCCAGGACUGCAGGAAUUCAUCGAAGCGUUCACUUACUAUGAAUACGUCAACGGCGGAAAUAAGAUUCUCGACUGGACCGAUGUCCAGAAUAAAAUGACGUACGACGAACGUGAUAGCGAUUCGAGCGAGGACAAAGAAAAUUCGAAGAAAGACGGUGCCGAUGAUCCGGUUCUCGGUAUCGUUGAGAGAAAAUCGUUUAAAUGUCUGGUACAGCCGAUGGAAUUCAUGCUUGGCCUUGGCGAUUUGAGUGGAGAAGUAAUGCGACGGUGCAUCACAUCGUUGGGCACUGGAGAUGUUGAGACCUGCUUCCAGGCGUGCACAUUUUUGCAGUCGUUGUACAGUGGUUACAUGAGUCUGUGUCACAUGCGCCAAAAGGACAUGACCAACAAAAUCUACACACUGCGCCAGAGUGUGUUGAAAGUGGAGAAUGUCUGUUACAAUGUAACCGUACGCGGUGGAGAGGCGGCCAAAUGGGGUUCGCUUGAUAAUGUCGAUAAGCCGUCGGACGAUGUUGACGAAGGAUUUUAUUGAGCGGAAAAUAAAGUUGAUUUCGACAUGG